AUGCUUAUUUCAAUACUACUAUUAUCGAUUUUCUUCGGUCUUGCCGUUGCAGGUCCAUUUGCUCAAGUGCCAGGACAGGCACCACUAGAGGCACCAACGCUCGUAGUGGAAGCAUUUCCGGAAGUAUCGAGAGCACCAGAACCAGAAUUAUGGCAGGGUGAAAGGGAUCCACCGGAUGAGCGGAAUGAUAAAGGCUGGCCACUAUUAUCUGACUUUAUCCCCAAUAUUUUUGUAGACCCCAAGUGCAGCAGUGAACAAAAGUUCACACUCUCUGCUGCAUGGGCAGAUGCAAAAAAUCUGUCAAUAGCACAAUCAACAGCCAUAGAAGACUAUGAUUUCGAGAUCCCGCAUGUAGCCUGGUUGGGUCUGGGAUGGGACGGCGCAGCUUUGGAUAACACUAACGACGACGCCAAGGAACGUGCCAUACGCAAACAACGGAAACACUACAUCGAGCUUAACAUUGUCAACAAUGGGAGACUCUACGAGGGAAAGAGAUAUGAACCUCAUGUUAUCUAUUGGACAUGCGAAGACGUUGAAAAGAAAUGUGAGCCCAACCAGAUAUCAGGGAAAACUCACAACGACGAAGAGGGCGUGAGUGCCUAUCCGAACUGCCACACAACAAUAUGGUGCCCGGGCUUUUUUGGGCUGGAGUUACUUGAAGAACAAAUUCAGAGGUAUAGAGGCGAUGAGCUCGCUAUGUCGCUUAUAGACAAUUUUGCGAUUAAUGCCGGUACAGUUAAGUUCCACGAAGUCUACAAGUAUGAAUGGCUGGUAUCCUUUCCGGCGCUCAAACCAGAUGACUUCAUUCAAGGUAAUGAUCGAGCGGGAAAAGUCUGGAAUUUUGCCAGAACGGAAGCACCGGGUGGAGGGGGUACCAAAUAUGCGUAUAUAACAGCGGAUUCUUACGUUAUGGACGCGCUUGCUAUUUUUGUUUACCAAAGCUACGGAACUGAAUAUCCGCCUAUACCUAAGGCCGUCAGGAAUCUUGCAGAUCCUCCACCUGGUUACGACUCCGAGCCGAGGCCACCUGCUUACACCUAUACCAUAGCAAUAGAUCCAAAUCCACCAUCUUCCACCUCUACUACAACACUAGAUCCAAAUACAUCUUCUUCCACCUCUAGUCAACCUGAUCCGAAUCCGUCUUCUUACACCUCUACCACAACACCAAAUCCAAAUCUACCUUCUUCCACCUCUAGUCAACCCGAUCCAAAUUCGCCUGCUGUCGAGACACCAGCACCAACCCGUUGA
Glarea lozoyensis ATCC 20868 is the source of this 1248-nucleotide messenger RNA. RefSeq lists its product as uncharacterized. The transcript has a single exon. The coding region runs from base 1 to 1248 and encodes 415 amino acids. The record is from RefSeq and is a predicted model, not a curated record. NCBI's taxonomy places the organism in Eukaryota, Fungi, Ascomycota, Leotiomycetes, Helotiales, Helotiaceae.